Molecule: messenger RNA, 696 nt
Organism: Vicia faba (fava bean)
Lineage: Eukaryota; Viridiplantae; Streptophyta; Magnoliopsida; Fabales; Fabaceae
Source: the annotation of a GenBank genome assembly
AUGGAGUGUCUCAAGUUCGCCUCUUCCACUCCUUCUCCCCGCUCUGGGAUGUUUGGGAAACAGUUGAGUUCCUCUCUUCUCACUGUUGAUUCAUCUGCACAGUUCUUCUGCUGCAAGGCUGAUUUUGCUGCUGCAUCUUCAAGUAUUCAAUUAUCAAAUAUCAGAUAUUCUUGCAGAUUUUUUGCCAAAGUAAAAUGGAGCUCAAAGUCAAAUCGGUCCACCAACCAUUGGAUAUUGCAUUCUACAGCACAGAUAGACAAUAUGAUCACAAGCAAUGAAGAUCGAAGUAUGUGGGAAGCAUGUAAGCAAGCUCUUUGCGCGUUUAACUUGAGCGAAGAAGAAAAGGACAAGAUACUUGGAAAAGCAUUUGGUCUUGUUCAUUCUCCUUAUUGGGGAGAAGAUCAUAAGAAGGAAAUUCCCAAAUCAGAGACAGUUAAUGAGACAUUAGAAUAUCUAAGGAGUUUAAAUCUCUCCGACGAUGAUCUUUCCAAGUUGCUCAAAAAAUUUCCAGAAGUUCUUGGAUGUAAUUUAGAGGAAGAUUUGAAAGCUAAUAUCAAGAUCCUGAAGGAGCAGUGGAGUAUUGAAGGAAAAUCUCUUAGGAACCUUCUCCUUCGAAAUCCAAAAGUUCUGGGCUAUAAUGUUGAUUGUAAAGGCGAUUGUAUGGCACAGUGCACUAGAUGCUGGGUUCGAUUCUAG